AUGGGCUCCCAAACCAGCGAAACCCCGGCGCUCGCUACGAACCCCAAGUUCAUCUUCUUCACCGACUUUGACGGCACCAUCACCCUCGAGGACUCCAACGACUUCCUCACCGACAAUGUCGGAUACGGCUACGAAAACCGCCGCGCCGGUAACCUGCUCGUGCUCGAGGGCAAGAAGCACUUCCGCGACAGCUUCCAGGAGAUGAUGGACUCGGUCAAGAUGCCCUUUGACCAGUGCAUCGAGUACUUGAAGGCCAACGUCAAGCUCGACCCGGCCUUCAAGGACUUUUACCACUGGUGCCGCCAGAACAACGUACCCGUCGUGAUCAUCAGCGGCGGCAUGCGCCCCAUCAUCCGCGCCCUGCUCGUCAUGUGGCUCGGCGAGGAUGAGGUCGACAACCACAUCCAAAUCGUCAGCAACCAGGUUGCCGCCCGCGACGGCAAGGCCACCAUCAACGAGGAGGGCGGCUGGCGCAUCGUCUACCACGACGACAGCAUCCACGGCCACGACAAGUCCAUUGAGCUGCGCAAGUACUCGUCCCUGCCCGAGCGCCCCGUCAUGUUCUACGCCGGCGAUGGCGUUUCAGAUCUUUCCGCCGCCCGUGAGACCGAUCUGCUGUUUGCCAAGCGCGAUAAAGAUCUCGUUACGUACUGCGAAAAAGAGGGCAUUUCCUUUGUCACAUUCAAUGACUUCUCCGACAUCCACGAAACCGUCAAGCAGAUUGUCGAGGGCAAGAUUAGCGUAAAGGACGCUGCACGGGGACGCAUCCAUUAA
Colletotrichum graminicola M1.001 is the source of this 774-nucleotide messenger RNA. Its product is annotated as 2,3-diketo-5-methylthio-1-phosphopentane phosphatase. The coding region runs from base 1 to 774 and encodes 257 amino acids. NCBI's taxonomy places the organism in Eukaryota, Fungi, Ascomycota, Sordariomycetes, Glomerellales, Glomerellaceae. The record is from RefSeq and is a predicted model, not a curated record. Gene Ontology annotation, molecular function: phosphatase activity. The transcript has 2 exons.